Messenger RNA from Naegleria lovaniensis, 987 nucleotides. RefSeq lists its product as uncharacterized. Gene Ontology annotation, molecular function: RNA binding. Gene Ontology annotation, cellular component: nucleolar ribonuclease P complex. Bases 1 to 987 code for a protein of 328 amino acids. Gene Ontology annotation, biological process: tRNA processing. NCBI's taxonomy places the organism in Eukaryota, Heterolobosea, Eutetramitea, Acrasida, Naegleriidae. The record is from RefSeq and is a predicted model, not a curated record. The transcript has 2 exons.
AUGUAUCUUGAAUGCAACUUUCCUAUCAAAGCCGACACUUCGGACUCUUAUUUAUCAGCACUUACACACCGAUGUAACUUUUUGAGAAAUUUGGGAUGGCAAGGAGUUGCUCUCAACAUUACCAUUGACUCAACUAACAUUGGACAACAGAAUCAAAUCAUUCAAGAGGUUUUUCCUAAAAUUGUUAAAUAUGUGAGCGACGAGUUGGAACAACACAAAAUUCAACUCAAUUCUAAAAUUUCCUUCAUUGCUCCUUUUCGUAAAAAUUCAAACGCAACCUCUUCCAUUUACAAUCAAGACGGAGGAAAGGAUUUCAAGAUUUAUACACGCUUGACCUAUGCAUCGGAUCUCCAUAAGAAAAUUGUGAAUAUGAAUUUUGAGGAAGAUUUAUAUCAGAGCAUUGACAUUAUUGCUCUUGAUUUGUCAUUAGGGCAGCAUUUAACAGCAGAUAAUAUGAUUACAUAUUUAAGCACAAUUUGUACAAAAUCGAGUGUUGAUUUGCUAAGUUUUAAACCUCCCUUUGAUCUUACGUUAGAUACAGUCAUUAGAAAGUCGAAAAACAAACUGAAAGAAGCCAUCAGAAGAAAUGUUUGUAUGGAAUUUUGUUACGGAGAUGUUGUAAAUUCUAAGGAGUCUCUGUCCAAGUUUGGAAUUUCAAAUUGGAUUCAAUUUUUGAUCGUUCUUAUUCGUAAUUUUAAAACCAAGCAAUUAAUAUUCUCGAAUGGAAGCUCGAAAAUGUUAAGCACAGCUAUAAUGCAAGAUGUCAAUCAAUUACCAUUUAUUAGAUCACCGCAUGACGUUGCGAACAUUGUUGGCUUGUUCGGCCUUAGUUUUGUAGUAGGAAAGUCACUCAUUACAACCAAUACUUUGCAUGCACUCAAGCACGCAGAAAUGAGAAAAGCCAUUCGAGGUGUGGUGAAAGUGACUGAACUAUCUCUCGAUUCGAGCAAAAAGAGAUCGUUGGAUCAAUCCAUGGAGGAUGAAUAA